AUGGCCCCCAAGGAAGAGAAGGGGAAAGGCAAAGUUCCCAGUGAAACUUUGCGUACCUUGUUCUUGCGGCGGUUGUGCAAGAUGACGGCGGAGAGCUCCGUGGCCAGUUCCAAUGUCCCUUUGGUCCCUACGGAGCAACCGGGGCUUUUCCAAGCCCCUCCUCCUUCAGAGGCCAAGACCACCACGCCAAGUGUGGGGUCGAGUGCGGGACGAUCAGGCAGAGCAAGGGAGACUCCUGUUUUGGAGGAGAGACGCAGGAGAGGGGUUUUUGAGGCUGUGGUGUUGACAGCCAAGAGAAAGGUGGCCACAGCGGUGGGGAAGGUACCCAAGCCUGCGUGCGAGCUGAGUGCAGUGGAGGAGGAGUUUGUAGAGGCAGCUCAUUGGUGCACCUUUUUGCAGCACUGGAAAGACCGGGAAGAGGUUCCCAUCUGUUUGGGGGUGCUGGGCACAUAUUGUGGUCUCCAAGAUCUGGCCCUUAAUAGAUCUUGGAGAAGAGGAAGGCUGCCUGCCUUCCCUCCCAGUGAAGUCCAGCGUGAGAAAGCCCACAGAGCAAAGAAGAAGGCUGCUGGGGCAGUACGUGAUGAGAUCGCGAAGCUGACCAGGCUCUUGGAAGAGGUGGUGACGGAUGAGGGGGAGGAGUUUGCAGAGGUGAUGAGAGGGGAGGAGGAGGAGGAGACAGAGGAGGAGUUGGAGGGUGAAGAUUUGGAGGGUUGGGAUGGUCCUUUUGGUCCCUUUGGUGGAUUUGGUGGUGCAGGCUGA
Messenger RNA from Spizellomyces punctatus DAOM BR117, 759 nucleotides. RefSeq lists its product as uncharacterized. The coding region runs from base 1 to 759 and encodes 252 amino acids. The transcript is spliced from 2 exons. NCBI's taxonomy places the organism in Eukaryota, Fungi, Chytridiomycota, Chytridiomycetes, Spizellomycetales, Spizellomycetaceae. The record is from RefSeq and is a predicted model, not a curated record.